AUGGAUCUGUUAAACUUUAUCAACAACCAAGGCUUGCACGAUAUUGAGCUCCAGGGGGACAAGUUUACAUGGUCAAACAGAAGGACAGGUGAUGAUCUCAUUCAAGUCAAACUUGACAAGGCCCUCAUCCCUAAUGAGUGGUUUAAUCAUUAUCAAUUCUCCCUCUCAGCUAUAUCUCUAGAAUAUGCUAUGUAUAGAGUUGCCAAAAAAUUAAGAAAUGUGAAGGACAAUAUUAAAAAAUGGAAUAAGGAGGUUUUUGGAGAUCUAUUUGCUGCCAAAACUAAAACUCAGCUAGAACUUAAGGAAAUGCAGGAUAAAAUCCAAAUUAGUGGAUACAAUGAAGUUUCCAUCAGCGAGGAAAAUGAAGUGCUAGUGAAGUACCACAAGAUUAUAAGAAGAGCAGAAGAAUUAUGGAAGCAAAGGUCUAGAUCCCUAUGGCUUAAAGAAGAGGACAUAAAUACUAGAUUCUUCCAUAUGACCGCAGUGAAAAACAAGGCGGCUAACCAAAUCUUGAAGCUGAAAAUUGGGAGAACUGAAAUGAGGAAGGAUGAUGAGAUUGGGAAGGAGGCCAGAAACUUCUUUACUUCUCUUCUUUUGGAGGACUCUGUUCUGGACGGUCAAUCCUAA
Messenger RNA from Cryptomeria japonica (Japanese cedar), 627 nucleotides. RefSeq lists its product as uncharacterized. The record is from RefSeq and is a predicted model, not a curated record. The coding region runs from base 1 to 627 and encodes 208 amino acids. The transcript has a single exon. NCBI's taxonomy places the organism in Eukaryota, Viridiplantae, Streptophyta, Pinopsida, Cupressales, Cupressaceae.